AUGCCUCGUCCACCGCGAACCAAAGUCGCGUCGCGUGUCGCAAAGCCCCCCGCGCGCAAGCAGCAAGCGAAACCCACCCCAGCGCAGACCAAAAAAGCCAGCGAAACAGCCAACAGCUUCAGCGACGACAGCGAUGGCCUCGUUAAAAAGUCACGACAAACGGGUCCAAGGAGGAGAAUGCCCUGGGAGGAGACACCGGAGGUUCACGAGGAAGCGGAGCUCACCAUGACCGGUGCGCUGCCAGUCAACGAGGAAGCUCAAGCUCAGCCGACCGAGACUCGCACACCUGCAUCAAGCGCGUCGAAAAGGGCCCGAUCGACGAGGGGUAGCGCGCGGAGCUCUGCAAAAAAGGCAUCACCAAACGAGAUCGCGCCACCCCAGCAAGACGUCGAAGCUGAAGAGGACAGUGGCUUCGGCGACUUGACAUUCUCCUCCCUGGGCUCAAAUUCACCUGCUCACGGUACACGCCCGCCUUCUGCCAUCAAAGUCGGCGCAACGCCUGCACACGAACGAUCGGUAUUAGCCUUGACCAAUUUCAAGCGAAGAGCCCGCCAGCCAAGCUUAUUGCGCAUGGUACAGCAGACGGAUGUCGAAGACAACGACGACGACACUCUAGACAACACUGAUAACUUUGACUUUGACGAUUUUCUUCCCCAUGCCGAGUCGACACCACUCAAUGUGCGAAAGAACCGAACCGAGGAAGAGACACGAAAUGAUAGUGGCACUCAUGUCUCCAGCUCCGCUUCUCGCGGUACCAAGCGCAAGUUGUCUCCUGCAGUCGUCCAGGUGCCACGUUCGUCACCACCGGGCAGUCCACUGUCUGAAAGGGACAUUGAAGUAGAAAGGUCUCCUUCUCCUAGCUUACCGGAAGUACUACCGUCACAAGAACAAAUCAUAGGGCAAACUCAGGAAGACGAGGAGCCCAUGAGUGAAACACUAGCACCUCCAAUGUCAAGCAGUACGAUAGGUGAAGAAUCAGAGCUCCCAUCUCCAGCACAGACGCGACCACGCAGAAGAGGAAGGCAGUCAAAGACGCCUGUGAGAUACAAUGAAUCCGAGGCCGAAGAGACGGAGACACCAGCAAAAGCCAAGCGAGGAGCCAAGAAGAAGGCAGAGCAAAAGAUAUCCACUGCACAACUCAAAGACCUGCUGCCCCGCCGACGCAAUCGCUAUCGGGAUCGUGAUGAGUUUGAUGUCGUGUCUUCGGACGACAUUGAACAAGUUGACUCAGACGAGGACGAACUGCAAAUGCCAGAGCGGCGGGUUCGUCAACGACAAGCGGCAGGAAAGCUCGCAUCACCAAAAGCGACAAAGAAGCCUACCCGCGGGAAGAAGGCAGCAUCCAAAGCCGCGCAAAAGGCAAGCAAAACCUAUAGUCGAAGAAUCUCGUCGGACAAGGAGAACGACAAGGCAGGUCAGGGUGAUGCCGAAACUACCGAAGUCUCCGCAAUUGAGCAUUCAGAGAAGCUAGAAGCCAUCCGCAAGAAGUUUGCAGAAGUGGAUGCCUUUGAGCUAGAGUUUGAAGAUGUGACUGCAACGACAAGCUCGAGUCCUUUUCGAUGA
This is a messenger RNA of Pyrenophora tritici-repentis Pt-1C-BFP, 1563 nucleotides long. Its product is annotated as Nucleo-P87 multi-domain protein. Lineage: Eukaryota; Fungi; Ascomycota; Dothideomycetes; Pleosporales; Pleosporaceae. The record is from RefSeq and is a predicted model, not a curated record.